AUGUACUGGCAGAAAUCCCUCACCACAGAGACUGAUGCAAACAUUUGGCAGCCAAUUGCUGAUCAUCCGGUUCGUGACACAUUCCUUGAUAGUCAACUUCACAGAGCCAGCCGGUGUUCAUCUCCAUCACCUGAUGACGCCGGCAGACUCAAGCCUGUUGUCUUUGACGAUGAUCGAAUGAGGCAACACAGAAGUGAGUAA
Xyrichtys novacula (pearly razorfish) is the source of this 201-nucleotide messenger RNA. NCBI's taxonomy places the organism in Eukaryota, Metazoa, Chordata, Actinopteri, Labriformes, Labridae. The record is from the annotation of a GenBank genome assembly.